CUGGGAAGGACAAACAAGGGAGAGGUCAGUGCCUGUGGACUCCCUGCCACCGCAGUCACCCUCCCCAGACACUCUGGGCAGCUGGCGUGAGAGGUGACAACUAUGCCUGCGAGGGUGGCCUUCCUGCUGCUCUGGGGUCUCAUCUGGGGUCCAGAGACCAGAGCAGCCACGUUUUUUGAUCCCCGACCUAGACUGCUGGCAGACUCCACGACAUUGACGUGCCAGGCCCAAGUGCCGUCCCAGGAAUUCGAGCUGUUCAAGGAUGGAGUGGUCUGGGAUCAGGUGCGUCUCGAUAGACCUGCCAUGGAGCACAGGUUCCAGCUGGCGGGAGAGACAGGCGACACCCAUGGUCUCUACCGCUGUCGCUCACGCUUCGGCAGUGAAUGGACGCAGCUGAGCAACCUCUUGGAGGUGACAGAGGAUGGGUCCUUGCCUCCGCCUCUGCUCUCAGCGGAGCCCAUGUCCUGGAUCACUCCAGGCCUGAACAUCACGCUGCUGUGCCAGGGGGCGCGGCAAGGCGUGACCUUCUCGCUGAAGCGGGAAGGCGACAGCAAGUUUCUGGCGGUGGCGGAGGCUGGGCCGCACGGGCAGGCCACCUUCCCUGUCCACCAGGCAGGCAACUAUAGCUGCAGCUACAGGACACACGCAGCAGGUGACCCCUCAGAGCCCAGCGCCACUGUGACCAUCGAGGAGCUGGCUGCGCCACCGCCCCCCAGGCUGGAGGUCCGCGACAGGUUACCCAGGAUCCUGCAGCCUGGUACCUCCUUGACCCUGGAAUGCGUGGCGCCCCUGGCUGGCGUGGAAUUCCUUCUGUGGAAGGACAAGAAGGAUCUGCUCGUGACCAUGAGCAGCACCAGUCCAGACCGCGUCUUCUUUCACCUGAACGAGGUGGCGCUGGGGGACAGCGGUCCCUACACCUGCCGCUACCGGAUGCGUCAAGAGCACAGCGCCUGGUCCGGGGAGAGCGCGCCGCUGGAGCUGGUGCUGAGUGACGGGACACUGCCCGCGCCAGAGCUCUCGGCCGAGCCCCCGAGUCUGCGCCCCGCGCCCGGCUCGCAUGUGAGGCUGCGGUGCCGGGGGCCCCGGGCCGGGCUGCGCUUCGCCCUGGUGACGGAGGAGGACGACGACAGGCUCGCGGUGCGCGCUCUGCUGAGCCCGCCGGGCGCCGAGGCCAGCUUCGAGCUGCGCGCAGUCUCCGUGGUGGACUCGGCCAACUACAGCUGCGUCUACGUGGACCCGGCGCCGCCCUUCGCGGGCUCUGUAGCCAGCGAGCCCCUGGAGCUGCGCGUGGACGGACCCCUGCCCAGGCCGCAGCUCCGGCCCCUGUGGAGUGGGGCGGUGACCCCGGGCCGCGACGCCGUCCUGCGCUGCGAGAGCUCCGUGCCCGGCGUCGCCUUCGAGCUGCUGCGCACCGGCGAGGAGGAGGCUGCGACGCGCGUCCGCGCCCACGGCACCUCCGCGGACCUCGUGCUUCCCUACGUGGGGCCGCAACACGCCGGCAACUACAGCUGCCGCUACCGCGUGUGGGGUUCCGGCGGCUUCGUGUCGGAGCUCAGCGACCCGGUGGAGCUCCUGGUGGCCGGACGGUGAUCCGGCUGUGGCCCUGGAAAGCGCUGGGAACACUGGCCUGGUUCCAUUCUUCCUGCUGCCGCCGCAGGCUGGGCUCUCCCUGGGGGCUGGAAGGCUGCCCUCCUGACUCUUGGGAAUUAAGAAAUAAAGCAAAGAGACUUGAA
Molecule: messenger RNA, 1733 nt
Organism: Lepus europaeus (European hare)
Lineage: Eukaryota; Metazoa; Chordata; Mammalia; Lagomorpha; Leporidae
Gene: A1BG
Product: alpha-1-B glycoprotein
Exons: 8
Coding region: 103-1590 (495 amino acids)
Source: RefSeq, a predicted model, not a curated record